Phodopus roborovskii (desert hamster) is the source of this 1733-nucleotide messenger RNA. It is a transcript of the gene Aurka, whose product is annotated as aurora kinase A. The coding region runs from base 301 to 1497 and encodes 398 amino acids. Gene Ontology annotation, cellular component: spindle midzone; spindle pole centrosome; chromosome passenger complex. Gene Ontology annotation, biological process: protein phosphorylation; regulation of cytokinesis; mitotic spindle organization. Gene Ontology annotation, molecular function: ATP binding; protein kinase activity. Lineage: Eukaryota; Metazoa; Chordata; Mammalia; Rodentia; Cricetidae. The transcript has 9 exons. The record is from RefSeq and is a predicted model, not a curated record.
GCGCCGAGCAACCUCCCGCUCACUCGCAGGCCUGUGCCCGUCUCGCCAUCUUACUCACUGGCACGUUCGAGACGCUCAUUCACCUCCUCCGAGCUGGUCACCUUCGCGGCACCCUUGAACGCAAAGGGCUGCUGUUGUGACCGGCAAGCGCCCGAUCCCGGGGAGCACGGCGAACGGCAGAACGGCCACAGAUCGAUCGGACAGGCCGUUGGCGCGCCACUUCCGGGCUCUGACGGCCCAGUGCGCCUGCGCCCCAGCCACGGCACGGAACGAGCUUCCCGUCGUCGCGUUCACGGUGACAUGGACAGAUGUAAAGAAAACUGUGUUUCCAGGCCGGUUAAGACCACAGGUCCCUUUUGUCCAAAACGAGUCUUGGUGACAGAGCAGAUUCCUUCUCAGAACCUAGGACUGGCUAGCAGUGGCCAGGCACAGCGGGUCCUGUGUCCUUCCAACUCCUCCCACCGUGUCCCUUCACAAGCACAGAAAGUUGUCUCAGCUCAGAAGCCAGCGCCAAAGCAGUUGCCAGCUGCCAGCGGUCCUCGUCCCGUGCCCCAGCUUAGUGACCCUCAGAAGAGUGAGCAGGCACCACCUGCGGACUCUGGAAAUCAUUCUGAAAAUGAUCAGGCAUCAAAGCAGAAAACUGAAGACUCAAAAAAAAGGCAGUGGACUCUGGAAGACUUUGACAUUGGCCGCCCCCUGGGUAAAGGAAAGUUUGGCAAUGUCUAUUUGGCAAGGGAGAAGCAAAGCAAGUUCAUCCUGGCCCUGAAGGUGCUGUUUAAAACCCAGCUGGAGAAGGCAGGGGUGGAGCACCAGCUGCGGAGGGAGGUGGAGAUACAGUCCCACCUGCGGCACCCCAACAUCCUCCGGCUGUAUGGAUAUUUCCAUGAUGCCACCAGAGUUUAUCUAAUUCUAGAAUACGCGCCCCUUGGGACAGUCUAUAGAGAGCUCCAGAAACUCUCCAAGUUUGACGAGCAGAGGACAGCUACUUACAUCACAGAGUUGGCAAACGCUCUGUCUUACUGUCAUUCAAAGAGAGUCAUCCACAGAGACAUUAAGCCAGAGAACCUGCUUCUUGGGCCAAAUGGAGAGUUGAAGAUUGCAGACUUCGGGUGGUCUGUGCACGCUCCAUCUUCCAGGAGAACCACACUAUGUGGCACCCUGGACUACCUGCCCCCCGAGAUGAUUGAAGGCCGGAUGCACGAUGAGAAGGUGGACCUCUGGAGCCUGGGUGUCCUCUGCUAUGAGUUCCUAGUUGGGAUGCCUCCUUUCGAGGCACACACCCACCAGGAGACCUACAGAAGGAUAUCGCGGGUUGAAUUCACAUUCCCUGAUUUUGUGACUGAGGGAGCCAGGGACCUCAUUUCAAGACUGUUAAAGCACAACUCAAGUCAGAGGCUCACACUAGCAGAGGUCCUUGAGCAUCCCUGGGUCAGAGCGAACUCCUCAAAACCUUCGACUGGCCAAAAAACCAAAGAGCUAACUAGCAAAUCAUCAUAGGGAAUCCGGAGUCAUGGGCUCUGUGCAUCUGUGAGAAACACACUAUCAUCGAGACCUCCGGGCCAUCAUCACUGUCCUCAGAACACCCUGCUGAGCAGGCAGUCCCUGGCCUUGCAUCCAGGAAGCCCCACCUGAGCAUGUGACAUUGCCCAAGCCCCAUGAACCACGCUGCUUUUCCUGGUUCAUCAAUCUGGAGGGAAGGCUCACUGCAGCUGUCCCCCAAGGUGUCCUUGUGG